AUGCUCUUCCUUCUCCACUCCUUCCCAUUAUACCGCAUGCCAACAUAUUUCCCUCCCAACGUCCCCAAACCUCUCUCACCUUCCUGCCCCUCACUCACACUUCUCCUACCCCUUCCGCAAUUCCUUUCUUCCCAAAUCCCCCGCCUCCCCCGGCCCCUCCCGCAACCACCAGACUGCCUCGAGGUGCCCGAGGAGCUGGCUGUGCUCUUCAACUUCACCCACACCGUGUGCCUUGGUACACUGCAACCGCUGGCAGGCUUGCAUCGUAGCAGGAAAGCCAGCAGCGGUAGCAGCAGCAGGGGGGCAGCGAUGGAGGAGCAGGUAUCGCUGAUGUGCGAGCAGCUGCAGCUGGCCCGCCGCUUGCACCACCCCAUCGCCCUGCACUGCGUUCAGGCGUAUGGACACAUGCUCACAGCCCUGCAGCAGCACGGCCCAUUCACUGCAGGAGUCAUUCUGCAUUCCUUCAACGGCCCUCCAGACAUGAUCCCAGCGCUCAUUUCUCUCAACGCCUUCUUCUCCUUCUCCCGCCUCUCCGCCUCCUCGCCCCCCCACAAGCUCGCACACCUCCUGCACCAGGUGCCUCUAGAUCGCCUCCUACUGGAAACAGACUCACCUGACGGCCUCCCCCCUUCCAGGCGCAAGGGGAAGGAGGGCAGCACUGGGAGGGGCGGGGGAGAAGACGGGAAGGCGGGGGAGGGGUGGGGAUGA
Messenger RNA from Closterium sp. Yama58-4, 708 nucleotides. The record is from the annotation of a GenBank genome assembly. Lineage: Eukaryota; Viridiplantae; Streptophyta; Zygnematophyceae; Desmidiales; Closteriaceae.